Molecule: messenger RNA, 876 nt
Organism: Cygnus atratus (black swan)
Lineage: Eukaryota; Metazoa; Chordata; Aves; Anseriformes; Anatidae
Product: zinc-binding protein A33-like
Molecular function (GO): protein binding
Source: RefSeq, a predicted model, not a curated record
AUGACGAAAGCAUCUGGGGAGCUGAACUUCAAGAUCCAGGCAGAGUUCACUCGCCUUCAUCAGAUCCUGGAGGAAGAGGAGAGAGCUGAGCUGGCAGAGCUGGGCGAAGAGGAGGAGCAGUCACUGGUACGGCUGGAGGAAGGGAUGUCAGCGCUGUGCAGGGACAUGGAGCAUAUAGAGCAGACCCUCAGCAAAAUGGAAGAGGUAUCAUUGUUGGAGGUGGAGAGCCUGGAUAUCAGGUACAUGCCUGGCAUGAAUGUUGAGACCGUGCCAGCCUUUGACCUGCAGCACUACCGGGACAGCCAGAGUGGCUCCGUGCACUACAUCUUCUGGGGGCAGGUGCUGCAGCACGUCUGCCCUGCUCCGGCCCCACUCGCCUUUGACCCUGAGACAGCCCACCCCAGGCUGGUUUUCUCCAGAGGCCUGAAAGCAGUGACAGAGUGGAGACAAGCCCAGCCUGUCCCCAGGAGCCCCCAGCACUUCCAGCAGCGCAUCAAUGCCUUGGGCUCAUGCACUUCUGACGGUGGCCAGCACUACAGGGAGGUGUGGGUGGGAGGCAAGCCCAGGUGGGACCUGGGGGUGGCUGCCGAAACUGUGGACUGGGUGGUGAAGGUGAAGCUGUGCCAGAAUGGCUUCUGGACGCGGAGCCUGAGGAACAGGACGGAGUACGGGGCCACUGUCACCCCCUGGGUGCGCCUGGCUCUCCUGAAAGUGGGGGUCUUCCUGGACUGCCAGGAGGGCACCGCGGCCUUCUUUGAUGCCAGGGACGUAUCCCAGCUCUUCACCUUCCAGCAGAUCUCAGCGGAGAGGUACUGCCCCUUCCUCAGCCCCUGCUGCAGCGAUGGGAUGGACAGCGUGAGCCUGUGCGCCUUGUGA